AUAUGAAUGCAGGAGCAAGGAGAAGUAUGAGCCUGGUGAAACAAUUCGCUACCAGUGUCAUGAAGGAUUUCAGGUCACUGGUCCCCCUGAAAUUUUUUGCAGAAGGGGAAAUUGGUCAACACCACCAUUUUGUGAAGACGUCAGCUGUGGAGCCCCACCUGAAGUUCUCAAUGCUCAUAUUACCAGCACUCAACAGCAGAGGUAUCUGCCUGGUGCCAAAGUGCAUUAUGAAUGUGAAGCAAUUCUCAAAUUAUGGGUGUAAAUUAUGUCAUUUGUUCAGAUGGACACUGGACAAAAGUGCCAAGUUGCAGAGAUGGGACGUGUGAACCUCCUCCAGAAAUUGCUGGUGGAAAAGUUCAAGGUGUUAAAAAGCCAAGGUAUUUGCCUGGGGAGACAGCUCACUAUCAGUGCUGGCAAGAUUUUCAGAUGACGGGGGCUUCCACCGUAACAUGUCAGAAUGGGACCUGGACAGAGCUGCCCCAGUGCAAAGGGGAAGGUGGAAAAUGUGGCCCACCUCCAGAUAUUGAAAAUGGAGACAUCCUUUCCUUCCAGUUGAAACAAUACCCCCAAGGUGCAACUCUGAAAUACAAAUGUGCAAGUUUCUACGUCCUGAAAGGACCUGAGCAAAUCACUUGUACUGACGGGCAGUGGACAAAUCCCCCAGUUUGCUUGGCGGCUUGUACGACAUCUGAAGAAGAUAUGGACAGAAACAACAUUGAGCGAGAUGGACUGGAGAAAGACUGUACAGUGCUUGAGAUGGCUAUGGAGAGGAACAAAUUUAAACUCAGACAGUCAAGGAGAAGAUCUUACCAUAUCGCUCUGAGGAAGUAUAUUGUUUACGUGCAAGAUUUCCUACCGGAAGUUUCGAACCCAGAGGAGUUUAAUGCACAGUGCCAGGAUGGAGUGAUUACUAUCCCAGAUGUGAAUGUAAGUGCUCUGUGUGGAGGCACAGUGCUCUGUAGAACGUGGAUAACAACCCAGCAGUGCAAACUGAUACCUCUUUGA
Molecule: messenger RNA, 1005 nt
Organism: Cygnus olor (mute swan)
Lineage: Eukaryota; Metazoa; Chordata; Aves; Anseriformes; Anatidae
Gene: CFHR1
Product: complement factor H related 1
Exons: 6
Coding region: 253-1005 (250 amino acids)
Source: RefSeq, a predicted model, not a curated record